This is a messenger RNA of Achroia grisella, 3933 nucleotides long. RefSeq names its product protein ultraspiracle homolog (gene USP). Bases 187 to 1587 code for a protein of 466 amino acids. Gene Ontology annotation, molecular function: nuclear receptor activity; nuclear steroid receptor activity; zinc ion binding. NCBI's taxonomy places the organism in Eukaryota, Metazoa, Arthropoda, Insecta, Lepidoptera, Pyralidae. The record is from RefSeq and is a predicted model, not a curated record. Gene Ontology annotation, cellular component: activator ecdysone receptor complex; nucleus. The transcript is spliced from 10 exons. Gene Ontology annotation, biological process: cellular response to ecdysone; positive regulation of transcription by RNA polymerase II; anatomical structure development.
GCGGCAGUCACACCAGCGACGCCGCCCGUACCGGCUGCAGGACCGGUGACGCUCGCGACGGUAUUCGAAAAUCGAUGCACGAUCCGCAACCGGCUUUCAACAUAUUUCAACUUGUAGUCGCGAUUCUCGGCGAAGUGCAGUAGCUCUGUUGAGUCUUUAGUGAUGUGAGGAUGCUAGUGCGUGGUCAUGUCAAGCGUGGCGAAGAAAGACAAGCCGACGAUGUCGGUGACAGCGCUGAUGAAUUGGGCGCGGCCACCGCUGUCGGGCCCGCAGCAACCAUCGCCCGCAACACCGGCGCCCGUCACCGGCUUUUUGCAGCCGCUUCCAACACCCUCGACAAUUUCCAGCGACAGUUCACUAGACAUGCAAUGGCUGAACCUUGAGAAUAGCUUCAUGAGCAGCCCCGUCUCCCCGCCAGAGAUGAAGCCAGACACAGCGAUGCUGGACGGGUUACGGGAAGAUGCAACUUCUCCGCCUAAUUCCUAUAAGAAUUAUCCGCCUAACCAUCCUCUGAGUGGCUCAAAGCACCUAUGCUCAAUAUGCGGAGAUAGGGCAUCAGGAAAACAUUAUGGUGUAUUCAGUUGUGAGGGCUGCAAGGGUUUCUUCAAGCGGACUGUGAGAAAGGAUCUCUCUUAUGCUUGUCGCGAGGAGCGAAAUUGUAUUAUUGACAAACGGCAAAGGAACAGAUGCCAAUUUUGCCGAUAUCAAAAAUGCCUGUCAUGUGGCAUGAAACGAGAAGCCGUGCAGGAGGAGCGGCAGCGCGCCGCUAGGGGGACCGAGGAUGCCCAUCCGAGCAGCUCAGUACAAGAAUUGUCAAUCGAGCGGUUAUUGGAGAUGGAGGCCCUUGUGGCGGACACCAGCGAGGAGUUCCAGUUCCUUCGCGUGAGCUCCGAAAGCAACGUGCCUGCUAAGUUCCGGGCACCUGUAUCCAGCCUGUGUCAGAUAGGCAAUAAACAAAUCGCGGCGCUGGUAGUGUGGGCCCGAGACAUUCCCCAUUUUGGACAGUUGGAGCUAGAAGACCAGGUCAUGCUGAUCAAAGCGUCCUGGAAUGAGUUGCUGCUGUUCGCAAUCGCCUGGCGAUCUAUGGAGUACUUGAAUGACGAACGAGACAAUAUGGACGGUUCGAGAACUACAUCACCACCGCAGCUCAUGUGUCUCAUGCCAGGCAUGACGCUGCACCGCAACUCGGCACUGCAGGCUGGCGUGGGGCAGAUCUUUGACCGUGUGCUGUCGGAGCUGUCGCUCAAGAUGCGCUCACUACGCAUGGACCACUCGGAGUACGUCGCGCUCAAGGCCAUCAUCCUGCUUAACCCAGAUGUAAAAGGAUUGAAAAAUCGACAGGAAGUUGAAGUUUUAAGAGAGAAGAUGUUCUCAUGUUUGGACGAGUACUGUCGGCGGGCGCGCAGCACAGAGGAGGGUCGCUUCGCUUCGCUGCUGCUGCGACUGCCGGCGCUUCGUUCCAUCUCGCUGAAGAGCUUCGAGCACCUGUUCUUCUUCCAUUUGGUCGCCGAUAGCAACAUCAGCGGAUACAUACGCGACGCGCUGCGCAAUCACGCGCCGCCAAUCGACGCUAACUCACUACUGUAGACCGGCACUGACACGCCGCUUCUAAACAACCCCUUUUACAUCACCACCGGGAGAACUAAGUAACCCAAACACUGAUAACGACCUUUCGACGAAGAAUUAUUUAGUUUAAAUUCGUGAUCUAUCAGUAAUCAUCUGUGCAUUUUUAACUCUUACAAUUGUAGUGUGUUAAUGUGAAUUGUGCAAAUUUCGAAUAAGAAAUACGCUUUUAAUAGGUGAUUCUAAUCGGUACGAGUAAUCAGUGUUUGAACUUGUGAUGAGUCAACAGUUCUCAUCACUAUCCUGUCAUCCAUAUGUUCACUCUAAGCGAGUUAGAUAGAAAUUAAAUGACAUCUAAUAUCAGCAACUGUUUAUAGAUAUAAUUUUUGAGUAUAUAAAACAUUCGCUUUAAUGUCCGGUUUUAAUAAAGAGAUGGCCUCGCGAAAUGUGAUAUUUUGAAGCACUUGAUAAUGAUGGUCGUAACCUAUACUGUUAUAUAGUUUAUCGAAUAAGGCGCCGUUCCUCAGAAGACCAUUUCAAUACUUUAAUAGAACUAGAAAUAUUCAGCGCGGAAACCUGACCACCGGAAGCGUUAUGGCCUGCACAGCAGUUAACAAACUCUCGGUGACAAAAGACCGGUGACGGAUCUACAUCCUCACUCGCGACAAGUUGUUCUCCUCUAUAAGAGGUAUCAGGCAAGGAAUAUGUUAAAUGUUGGGCGCCCAAACAUCAAAUCUAUAUAUUUAUCCUAAUAAAAAUAAUUAGUUAAAUUAAUUCACAUUUUGUGACUAGAUAAGAUCUUGUAUACAUUGUAACAACAUCUUAUAUAUGGAAUUUAACAUGAACUCUUCAUUUACAAAUCUCCGGAAGACGUCAGCAAUAGCUGCAGGGGAUGGGAAUAAGCGUAUCCCUCAUACUGUUCCUGGGUUAUCCUUUCUAGCUUAGAUCGCAGAUUUAUAUCUUAAGUCAAACUUCCUCCUCAUUCGCUCCUCACUCACGUCAGUCAAGUAUAACCAUAGAGUUCAAGUUAUUUACUACCUGGUGUGAUCCGUAAAAUUCACACACUUAUCUUUGAUCGUGAACAAGUUAAGAGCCCCUGGUUUGACUGUGAUCGAUUAUUAUGAAGACAAUACGUGCUCGGGAGGAGUACUAUCUAAUAUUUUGAGUAUAUUCACGUUGUAGUACGUAAUAGUAGCGGAGCAGGCGAUGCGAGCGCGAGGGGCGCGUCGCAUACUACUACAUAUAUAAGAGCGAACUUCAGGUUAGAUAAUGUAAAUGGGGCCGCCUCUUUUAUUAUUAUUAUUAUGUAGUGUUAAUGUUAAUGUAAUUAGUCGUUCGUUUAUUAGAGAAUUCUAUUCGUCAAGUAGUUCAUCUAUAGUGAAUUAUUAUAAACAUAAUACUAGAUUAUACGCGUAAUGUUAACUUUUACCAAAUCUCUUCAAAGCACAUGUUAAUAUAUAUAAUGGAUUGUCCAGUCCGAGAUUACUGUACGAAAGAACAGAUUUGUUGUUGAAAAAGUUAAAUUCUAAAAGAACAUUUAUAUAUUUUACAUUGUCAUUAUAUAUUUCACUUAAAACAUACUUUUGGUGCUUUACCUGCAUUACAAUUGUGCAACUGCAUAUCAAAUAUGCAUAACAAAUAUUCUUCAAUGGAAAAUAUGUUACUUUCUCUAUAGUAUAAGUUAUACAUAUAAAGCUGUAAAUAUACCUUUGUGUACAAUAUAAAUCUAAUAUCUUAUAUUCAUUAUUUUAAUUAAUAUAUACAUCACCAAUGGAGUGAUGGACAAAUGUUAAUGAUGGCCUAUGUAGUGUCGAGUAACAAAUAUCAUGGUUAUUGUUAUAAUUAGGCCAGUUUUAUUUUUAUUUUUUGACUAAAUGUGCAUUUCAGCUGAUAUUUUUUUUUUAAAAAUAACCAGUAUUAAUAAAAAUGUAGAACAUAAUAAUUAAUUGAAUUACAAAAUUGUUGAAUAGCAUGGAUUAUGGUGAAUUAUUUUUUAUGUAACUGUAUCUAAUAUUCAUGACAGAUAGAAGCGUACAUAGGGAGCUCAAUACAAUAGAACUCUUAUUAUCGAGAUGUUUAUGGCUAGUUUAAUAAAUUAAAAUAUUUACAUGUAGGUUAUUUAUGUAUGAAUAAAUGGUGAAGUUUUCAUGGCAUUCUAUUUUGUUGAUAUUGGUAACCAGUGUUUCUGUUGUAUUGAAGGAAAAUGUUGAACAAUGAUAUUAUUAUUUGGAUGGGUUUGAAUUUAUGAUGAUGGUGUUGCAGCGGUUGUGAGAUGAUAUAUAAUGAUGUUCACUAAUUAUCUGACUAAAUUUAAGUUAUAUUUUUUGUAUAGACAUAGCUUUAAGAUGAAUGGUAAUUAAAAUGAUUAUC